Aspergillus steynii IBT 23096 is the source of this 3068-nucleotide messenger RNA. RefSeq names its product putative PHD finger domain protein. Gene Ontology annotation, cellular component: RSF complex. The record is from RefSeq and is a predicted model, not a curated record. The transcript has 5 exons. Lineage: Eukaryota; Fungi; Ascomycota; Eurotiomycetes; Eurotiales; Aspergillaceae. Gene Ontology annotation, biological process: regulation of DNA-templated transcription. The coding region runs from base 166 to 2691 and encodes 841 amino acids.
CCGCUUUGCUCCCGAAUUUUUGAUACCGUUUGUUCGGCGCAUUUCUCCCCUCCUCCCCCACUUUCUGCCUCGCCGGUUGUCAGCGCACUCUCUCCGACGCGGAAUUUUCCCCAUCGGCAUCCGGUCCUGCGCUGCGGCGUCUUUUCAUGGUCUCGAACCGCCUCCAUGGUCUCGCGAAAGCGCACCCGCUCCGAGGCGGACGCCGCUCCUCAGCAGGCCCCGGAGGAACCGAAUCUACUUGAUCGGCUUCGGAAUUGCUGGGAGUUCGCCAAUCUCAUGCAGUACAUCGCGAUUUUCGGAAAACUGAUGAAGAUUGAUGAGGAUUUCGGGAUCGACGACCUAGAGACCGAAUGUCUGAAACCAGAAUCGUCAGAAAAGCUGCUGGAAAUUGGGCUGUGUCUGCUCAAAUGGGUCUCGUCGCAUCGCGGCCUGACGUUCGAUAAUUUCGACGAAUAUACGCGACGACAGUACAAUGCCAAAGCCCCUCAUCUUCCCAACCCCUUCGGCCACGACGAGGUCCCGAACAAAUUCUCCGAAUUCGAUGUCUUUUUGAAACUUCGCGUGCUUCACCAACUGACCGUGUGGACCUUCUGGAACCCCGAUCGCCUUCGCGAUAAGAUGCCGGAGCAAAAAGAACUUGACCAGACACAAUGGCGAAUUGAAGAAGUAGGAUACGAUCGCGACGGGCGCUACUACUACAUCCUAGACGACAACAGACUCUACCGUCGCACCGACCCUCCCCUCCCUCCCCCCAAACCGGCCAAAACGAAGGCCAAGAGGAAGAGUGCCCGAGCCGUGAGGGCGUCGAAGCGAAGAAAGGUCUCGGGAGUAGCCUUUGGCAACGAUUCCUCGGACGAGGACAAUAACAACCCUCCGGAUGGCGACGUUGCUCGGGAUCCUUUUGAAAAUAUGCAGUGGGAGUGCAUCGCAAUCACCCUUUCAGACUACCAGCAAUUUUUGGCCUCUAUUCGGAAAACGAAAGAUGCCGAUGAGAAAAUUCUCCGAGACCGCAUCGAGGAGGAGGUCAUGCCGGUGAUCGAGAAGGAAGAAGAGUCACAACAGCGACAAAAAGCCAAGCGUGAAAAGGAACUUCUCAACUUGCAGCUGCUGGCCGGCGCGAAGCGCUCGAGCCGUAUUGCCGGGAAAGCCGAGAAAGAGCGACAUGAGCGUGAGGAGGAAGAAGCAGCACGCAAGAAGGAAGCAGAUGCCGUUGCCGCCCGCAAGGCUGAAGAGAAGAAAUCGAAGAUCGAAGAGGAGAGACGCUCGCGAAUGCAGACCCGCGAAGAGCGCAUCAAAGAGCGGGAAAAGAAGCGCCUGUUGCAUGAGACCGAAUUGCAAAGGAUCGAGGAGGAGCAACAGAAACUCGAACGCGGCGAGAGCAGGGCCUCCGAAAGGCAGUUGAGGGCGGAACUAGAAAGACAACGCAAGAAUUUGGAAGGACUCUCUCAGGAUGACGAGUGGAUCUUUGAUUGCGCCGGCUGCGGCGUGCAUGGAGAAAACUUGGACGAUGGCUCCCAUAGCGUCGCCUGCGAAAAGUGCAGUGUGUGGCAGCACAGCAAAUGCCUUGGUAUUAAGCAGGAUGAAGCAGAGCGCGACGAUUUCCAUUUUGUCUGUGUCGACUGCAAGCGGCGAGACGAGGAAGCGAAGAUGCCCAAGCUCCCUCCCUUGAAAUUCCGCGUUGGUUCUUCGCCAUCUGCGGCCGACACCGAGAAGAACCUUCCCAAGCCCAUUGCUCAUACUUUUGUACCAUAUCAACCCCAGGCUCAUCGAUCUCCCUCGAAGGUCUCAAAUGCGUCUCCCUCAAAACCAUCUGCAAUGCCGCCAUCUCUGCCGCCGCAACAUACGACGCAACCUGUCCCGUUCUCCCUAUCACCCGAACGCCGGCCUCAGUCUGCUCAUAUGCCUUCGUUCGGUUCCCCCCGGGCCCCAUUCUCGCCCACCAAGGGUGCCAAUGGCUACACGCCGUCUAGGGAUCAACUCCCCAAACUUCCGCCGAUUCAGCAGGCCGCUCAUCUUCCGCCCAGUCACCAUGGACCUUUCCCCCAACGACCCUCGUCAUCCCAUUCUGUUCACAGCCAGAGUAUGGCCUCGCCCAUCCAAAAUCGUCCGUCGAUGUCCCCGACCCAGGGUAAUCGUGACGUCGGUCCUCUUGCAGGGUUUCCGCCUCCGGCCGCCUCGUCCGAGAGUCCAGCUCCGUGGACCCCCUUCCGGCAACAUCAAGUUUCCCGGCCAGGCAGCGGCAACUAUGCCUCUUUCUCAUCGGUUCACAAUGGGCAUUCAUCCCUCCUGGCUACCCCUGGCAGUCAAUCCUCCCCUCCACAGAGCUCGCAAGGCGUGCCGUUCUCGGGAAUCAGCCCGACCAAGCAGUCUCCUCGACCCAUGACGUCGGGCAGUAUCGCCGGCGCACCGGUCCUGCCUCCUAUUCAAAAACUUGAACCGAGCCCAAAGCUCAUGGGUCGGAGUUCGCCAGAUGCGCCCAUCCCGCCGCCAGUCAAAUGCAUGACGCCGGAGCAGGAAGAGCGCCGACAACGGGAGAAUGCGAUGAUGUUCCAUAACCAGCCACCCUCUGGGUCCAACGGACAACAUUCGGCGAUGUCGUCUCCAUCCCUCAAUCGAAUCCCUCCUCUAGGACCGUCGGCCAUGGGACCUAGACGCGACUCUCAGCGUGAUGCGACCAACGGGCAGUCGUGAGACGCACGUUGUUUACGGAGUGAAUCACGACUAACCCGGGAUCGCUUGUACACUUUCUAAACAAUUAGACAUUAUUAUUAUCCGAGACCACCCAGGAGCCUUGAACAUAUUCUCGCGAGCAAUUACAACCAAAAAUGAUCAGGGCGACGUCCGGUUUGGGUUGUGGAGAUCCCCACGGCCGCUUUCUACGAAGGGUCUUUGUUCGCUACGACGAAUCCAGCGCGGCCGGAGUUAUCACCCCAGUAAAUGAAGGCCGCCGCCCUCAUCGCACCCACCCAUGAGUCUAACCCAACCUCAUGUCAUGAUCUUCCCGGAGUUCGGUGAUGGUGUAUUCCAUCUUUCUUAUUUUGUUUCUUUUUUUUUUUUUUUUUUUUUUU